Diversispora eburnea is the source of this 2406-nucleotide messenger RNA. The record is from the annotation of a GenBank genome assembly. Lineage: Eukaryota; Fungi; Glomeromycota; Glomeromycetes; Diversisporales; Diversisporaceae.
AUGGAGAAUCUACAAAAUACCGUGAACUCUUUACCUCAAAUGUCAAGGGAUAUUGUGGACGAUACUAUUCACGAAAAAGUUCUUUCUUAUUUAUCCGAAUAUGCCUCUCAAGGUCCUGAUAUGGUGGCUACCUUCAUGCAAUGGAAUGUGCUGGACGUCAUACCCAAACUUUUAGAAAAUGAUGAUAAAAAAAACGCGUUGUUGUUUAAUAAAAUUAUUGAAAGUUAUCACGAUGUACUCGAUUUUAUCUCGGAAAAUGCGUUUGCAGAAGAAGGAUCAUUACGUUAUUCAUGCUACGAAGCAUUGGAACAAAUAGUUUCAUAUGAAAAUGGUGCAAAAUGGUUCUUUCAUACAAACAAAAGUUCACAAAUUGUUUCAGCGUGUUUUCUUGACUCCAACACUUACGUUACAACUACCGCCUCGAAACUUCUUUUGUCAAUAAUUAAUAAUUCCACGAUAUCCACAAAUCUCAAUGAUGAAACAGUGAUACAAAAUGAACUCUUGAAUCAUUUGAUUUCAACUCUAGAUAUUUUCGAUAUAAUAAAAAGAUUAUUAUUUAAUCCAAGUGAAGAUAUUGGUGAACGUUUAGCAACUUUACAACUCAUUUGGAUUCUAAUAAAUUCUAAAACAGAAAAUUCAUACGAAUUUAUUAAACGUGGACAACUUGUGAUCAUUAGAUCUCGAACAAUUGAUAUUUUAUGUGAUAUUUUUAUGUCACCAGAACCUAUAUCUCUAUUGAAAACAUCUUUACAUUCAAUUGAUCCGAUUGACGAAACAUUCGAAUUUAUCGUACAUGAAAUUGUUUUCUCAUUAUUUAAUACUGAUAAAAAUGUUGAGAUGAUUACUGUGGCGGUUAAUGUCAUUGAAUCCUUAAUUAUAUUAGUUGAUCGAGUAGAAGUUAGUAAUAAAGAAAUUUAUGCCUCAAGAUUAAUGGAUGUAUUAAUAAUUUUAUUGGAAUUUUCCAAGAUUCGAGAAUCAAAAGAAACCCUAUUUAAACAUGUAAUAAAUCCCGAUAUACAACUAUUGAUUUUUAAUGGAACAUAUGAAAAGUUAAGAACACUAUUCUUAAAUAUAAGAAAAAAUAUUGCCAAUAGAAAAUCCAUAAUUCUCAGCAUAUUACAUGCAAUUAGUACAAUUUAUCACAAGUACAAUUCUUUAGUUAUGAAUACAACUAUCGAUAUAAUUAAUAUAAUACUGGAUAUAUUAUUUAUACCAAAUUAUAACUCUGAUCAACGUAUAUUAAAAGCAGGACUUAGUGUAAUACCAAUUAUAUUAUUUAGUAAAAUUAUAAAUAAUCAAAUUACUGACCCAGAUAAUAUCAAUAAGACAUUAAAAAUGAUUCGAGAUUUAAUAACAGAUUCGAAAAUUGAAUGUCGAGGUAUAAUUUUACUUCUCGAAACAAUGGAAGUUUUAUUAAAUAACAAUAUUAUAGGUCAAUAUAUUCUUGAUUCCGAAUAUGGAGAAAUUUGGGCUGAUGCAAUUAUAUUUAAAAGUUGUGAUUAUCGCUGGGAAAUACGUGAUUCUAUUCUUGAAUUUAUUGGUAGAUUAUUUGAAAAAAAUACUUUUGGUGUUAAAUUCGCUCUAAAAUUUAAUUUACCUUUAACAGUAAUGUCAAAAAUAACUGAUAAUGUGGCAUAUGUUCGGGCAUCUUCUUUGACAACAAUUCAAGUAUAUUUGAUAAUACGUCGUUCCGAUGGUUGGCAAUAUAUCAUGUCCCAGAAUUUACAAGAGAAAAUAUCUUCUCAACUUCCUUUUAUGAUAAAAGAUACCGAAGCUUUUGUUCGACGAGCUGUAAUGGAAUUAAUGAUUUGUCUUAUUUCUGAACGUGAAUGCGGUUCUUUAUUAUUAGCUGAUCAUAACAAGGAAAUUAUGAAUCCUCUCGUCAUGGAUAAAAUUAUGGAUGAUCCAGAUUUUUAUGUUAGAAUCGCUGGUUGUCAAUUUCUUGAAGUUGUAUGGUUUCAUUGUGAACAAGAUAGAAUUAAAUCCGGAAACCAAAUUUUUAGUGAAAUUUUAUUAUUAGAGAGAAAUUCAUCUUGGUUUUAUAUGCUUAACGGUGAUAAAUUACUUCUAGCUGCUGUGGAUGAUUUUAGUCGAUUGGUUCGACGUGAAAUUAUUGAUAUUCUCGACCGUUUAAAAUUAUAUUUCGGGAAUAAUGAUUCCAUUCAAGAAUUAUUUUCAUUACUAAAAUCAAAACAUAAUAUUAUUCCUGAAAAAAAACCUUCAUUAAUGAAAAGUCAUUUGGAAUUUUAUCAAAAAAUUUGUUUAGUUGAUUUUGAUCGACUUAAAUCUACUAUAGACGUUGAACAUUUAUACAAAGAAGCUUUAGAAACUGUCAAUUCUAGUAUGAUGGUGGCUGAUAUUGUAGAAGAAGGAAAUGAAUUUAAUGCUCUAGAUUGUUAUUUCUAA